This is a messenger RNA of Schistosoma guineensis, 854 nucleotides long. NCBI's taxonomy places the organism in Eukaryota, Metazoa, Platyhelminthes, Trematoda, Strigeidida, Schistosomatidae. The record is from the annotation of a GenBank genome assembly.
GUGUAAUGAAACCGGCUUCAGGUUUUACAUCUUUUCGUAGUCAAGUACGCAUAACACCUGGAGCCGUUGUUUGUUCCGAAUGUGAACUAUCUGGUGAGAUAAUUAUCGGUGCAAAUACUAUUAUUCAUCCAAAAGCUCGUAUAAUCGCUGAAGCUGGUCCAAUACAUAUAGGAUCAUUUAAUUUAAUCGAAGAACAGGUGGAAAUUGUGAAUAGAAUUCCUGGUUCCAUAAUGAAAAUUGGUGAUUACAAUGUGUUCGAAGUAGGAGCACAUUGUUAUGCUUUAGAAGUUGGUGAUAAUAAUGUUUUUGAAGCGAAGUGUCAUAUUGGAUCAAAUGUUAAAAUAACCCAUGGUUGUGUAAUUGGUGCAAUGUGUUCAAUGGAUUCUGGUGAAACAUUACCAGAAUGUACUGUUGUAUACAGUGAUGAAGGUCAUCGUCGUAUUGCAACUGAACGUCCAGCUGCACAAACAUUACAAUUAGAUUUUCUAACAAAAAUUCUACCAAAUUAUCAUCAUUUAAUGAAAGCUAGUCGAACUUCCACACCAAAACCAACUGAAAAACAAUAACCUAUCCUACAUUUGUUUGUUUGUUUCUUUCUUAUCUCUUGUAACUGACUUAUUUGAAACGUUAUACAAAAUAGGUGGAAUGUUUAAUAAAUAUAAUCUCCUUUUAAACUUAUUUGUUAAUUUUGAAAUGGUAUCUGUUUUCUUGCCAAUAUACACUGAACUGUGUUAUUGAUGGUGUAAAGCAAUAAAUCUGUACAAAUAAAUAUUAAUAUUGUUUGGUUGUUGUGUUUUUUUUGGUAUAUUUUUGGUUACUUAAUCAAUAAACAAAUAAAUAAAUAAUUCAUAUCA